GCUGUCCGCUCGGCAGGAAUCAUGUCGAGUUUGGCGGUCCGAGACCCAGCCAUGGAUCGAUCGCUGCGUUCGGUGUUCGUGGGGAACAUUCCGUAUGAGGCGACGGAGGAGCAGUUGAAGGACAUUUUCUCGGAGGUUGGUUCCGUUGUCAGUUUCCGUCUCGUCUACGAUCGAGAGACUGGGAAGCCCAAGGGUUAUGGCUUCUGCGAGUACCAAGACCAAGAGACUGCGCUCAGUGCCAUGCGGAACCUCAAUGGGCGCGAGUUUAGUGGGAGAGCGCUUCGGGUGGACAAUGCCGCCAGCGAAAAGAACAAGGAGGAGUUAAAGAGCUUAGGCCCGGCGGCCCCCAUCAUUGACUCCCCCUACGGGGACCCUAUUGAUCCAGAAGACGCUCCAGAAUCAAUCACUAGAGCAGUCGCCAGCCUGCCCCCAGAGCAGAUGUUUGAGCUGAUGAAGCAGAUGAAGUUGUGUGUCCAGAACAGUCACCAGGAAGCCCGGAACAUGCUACUUCAGAACCCACAGUUGGCGUAUGCGUUGCUGCAGGCACAGGUGGUGAUGAGAAUCAUGGAUCCAGAGAUUGCACUGAAAAUUUUGCAUCGCAAGAUACAUGUCACACCACUGAUCCCAGGCAAAUCUCAGCCUGUCUCUGGGCCUGGCCCUGGUGGGCCUGGUCCUAGCGGGCCUGGCGGGCCUGGUGGUCCCGGCGGGCCUGGCGGUCCCGGCCCUGCCCCUGGCCUCUGCCCAGGACCUAACGUUAUGUUGAACCAACAGACUCCUCCUGCCCCUCAGCCUCAGCAUCUGCCAAGAAGACCUGUGAAGGACAUUCCUCCUCUGAUGCAGACCUCUAUCCAGGGAGGAAUUCCAGCCCCGGGACCAAUACCAGCUGCAGUUCCUGGACCUGGACCUGGUUCCUUAACUCCAGGAGGACCAAUGCAGCCACAAGUUGGCAUGCCAGUGGUUGGUCCAGUGCCCCUAGAGCGAGGACAGAUGCAGAUAUCAGAUCCUAGACCUCCGAUGCCUCGUGGACCCAUGCCUUCUGGUGGCAUACCCCCUCGAGGACUACUGGGAGAUGCUCCAAAUGACCCACGUGGAGGGACUUUGCUCUCCGUGACUGGAGAAGUAGAGCCCAGGGGUUAUUUGGGACCACCCCAUCAGGGUCCUCCAAUGCAUCAUGGUCAUGACAACCGUGGCCCUGCCUCACAUGAUAUGAGAGGAGGACCAUUGGCAGCAGAUCCCAGAAUGCUAAUUGGAGAGCCCAGAGGUCCCAUGAUAGAUCAGAGGGGUCUACCUAUGGAUGGUAGAGGAGGUAGAGAAUCUCGAGGGAUGGAGACUCGGCCCAUGGAAACUGAGGUCUUGGAGCCACGAGGCAUGGAGAGAAGGAUGGAGACCUGUGCGAUGGAAACCAGAGGGCUGGAAGCAAGAGGCAUGGAUGCAAGAGGACUAGAGCUGAGGGGCCCUGGCCCUAGUUCCAGAGGUCCGAUGACUGGUGGAAUCCAGGGUCCUGGCCCUAUUAAUAUGGGGGCAGGUGGCCCUCAGGGACCUAGACAGGUUCCAAACGUUGCAGGAGUGGGAAAUCCUGGAGGUACCAUGCAGGGGGCAGGUAUACAAGGAGCAGGCAUGCAAGGAGGGAUGCAGGGAGCGGGCAUGCAAGGAGGGAUGCAGGGAGCAGGCAUGCAAGGAGGAGGGAUGCAGGGAGCAGGCAUGCAAGGAGGAGGGAUGCAGGGAGCAGGCAUGCAAGGAGGGAUGCAGGGAACGGGCAUGCAAGGAGGGAUGCAGGGAGCGGGCAUGCAAGGAGCUAGUAAGCAAGGUGGAGGCCAGCCUAGCAGUUUUAGCCCUGGGCAAAGCCAGGUAACUCCACAAGAUCAAGAGAAAGCAGCUUUGAUCAUGCAGGUUCUUCAGCUGACUGCGGAUCAGAUUGCCAUGCUGCCUCCUGAGCAAAGGCAGAGUAUUUUGAUUUUAAAGGAACAAAUCCAGAAGUCCACCGGUGCUUCUUGAAUGGUUUUCAACUCAGAAGCACUUAGUUAUUCCUUCAGAGUUUAUUCUGUGGCAUGAAGUGGUGCAAAAAGCUGUCUUCUGUGUUCGCACACUUUAACCAUUUAAGGUUUCCUUCUCCCUAGAUCUUAAUCUUAUUUCUAGUCCUGUCACUUUCUGCUUUCCUUUUAAUUUUUUGAUUGAGGUAUGGGGUGGAAGGAGUGGGCCUGUUCACUUUGUCACUGUUACUCUACUAGGUACCCUGAAAAUAACUAUAUCAUACACCAAGUAAGACUAUGAGGAGAUGCAACAAUAAUAACAUGUCUGCACUUUGUUAACUGCAUUUUAAAAAAUACUGAGUAAGCUGGGAACUACGUAGAAAUUGAAAGUGGCUUGUUACAGUAUUGAUAUACUAAGGUGGCUUAAAGGUUUUUGGUUGUAUAUUAAACUGAAUGUCAGAAUGUUAAGAUACACUUUUUGGUAAACCAAAAUACUGUAUUUUAGAGUACUAUAAUAUUAAUGUUUAGUUAUUUUGGAAUAUUGGAACUAACAGUCUGUGGUAGUUUUUGGGUAGGGUUUUUUUUGUUUUUGUUUUUAAGCAUUGUUAUCUGUAAAAAGAUAAUUUUCAUUUAUCUGACUUUAUUGAGACAACUAAUAUUCUUGCCUGGUCCCACCUGGUGAUUUUGCAGAAUAGCUGUAGUGUCAGCUGAAUUAUAUAAAGCCUCCUCUGGGGAGACUCAAGUGAUUUCCUAAUACAUUUCUCUAAAAUUCGUAGGCCCCAAGUCUGGGUGUAAGUAGUUUUUUCAUGUCAUCUAAGAGAAGCAGUUAGACAUGGGGUCAGACUUUCCUGAGUAAUGGAGGGUUUUUCCGGUAAAGCUCCCAGGUUCUUGAUAAACCACUAUCCUUACACAGAUGGAAUCCAUUUGGUCAGCAGGAAUCAGAAGUUAAAAAAAUCUUAGUCUUCUCAUUUUGACGUAUCUUAACAGUUUGAUAACUUUCACAAAGUACUUUCCUGCCAUCACCUUAACUAGAACUGAGGCCCAAGUGGUCUGACAGCUCUGCUCAAUUAACUUAGUAUUUUAUUUCUUAGAACUCACAAGAGCCAUUUGGUCAUAACAUACCUUCCUAUUAGAUGUGCUUUAAAAUAAGGAAUGUGGAACUUAAUGCAUUUCCUUUAGAGCUAUCAUACUAUUUUUUUGAUGUUAAGUGUGUGGCACCUAGACACCAUAUCAUAUCUAGUUAAUGAGUAGAAACAAGCACAAGUUCCCACUUGACCAAGUGACAUUCCUCUGUAGGAAACUAAAUACCCAGCUACAGAGGGAAGAGUAGCCUUAGGGAGAGAGCUGACUCAAGGGGUUAUUUUGCCCUUGGAAAGUUGGAGCAUUUUAAGUGUACAUAGUUUUCAUUCCUAGGCUGGUUUCCAUCGGUUUAGUUCUCUGUGCUAGUGUUAAACUUCCUGUGGUUGCCUCUGCUUCUCCUAGGCUGACGUUGGUUUGUGUUCUGUACCUUUGUGCUGGUUCUGGCUAAUUCCAAUUGCUUGCUUCUUUCAAAAUUGCGGUUGCUAGCCCAAAACUUCUUACAGUCCUUGUUAUAAGAAAAUCUCUGCAUUGUUUAAUGAAAGUUAAAUAAAACGGUUGUAUAAUUAA
This is a messenger RNA of Mus pahari (shrew mouse), 3617 nucleotides long. RefSeq names its product cleavage stimulation factor subunit 2 tau variant (gene Cstf2t). The record is from RefSeq and is a predicted model, not a curated record. Gene Ontology annotation, molecular function: mRNA binding. NCBI's taxonomy places the organism in Eukaryota, Metazoa, Chordata, Mammalia, Rodentia, Muridae. Gene Ontology annotation, biological process: mRNA 3'-end processing. The transcript has 2 exons. Bases 22 to 1995 code for a protein of 657 amino acids. Gene Ontology annotation, cellular component: mRNA cleavage and polyadenylation specificity factor complex.